AUGAUGACAGAUUUUCGUAAUUGUCAACAACAGUAUUUUGAUAAUUCAUCAGCAACAACAUCAGUACCUGUUUCUGUUUCAUCGUAUGGUUCAUAUUUUCAACCAAAUAUUCAUAAUAGUACAUCAAUUCAAUUAGAUGAACAAUAUACUCAAUUUCCAUCUACUUAUACAUCACAAUUUUAUUCUCAAUUACCCUAUGAAUAUGAUUCGUCUUCAUUUUUACCACAUUAUUCAACACUACAACCAGUUAAUUCAUCUUAUACAUCAUCUGAUCUUAGUCCAGAUAAAUCACUUAAUCAUAUAUAUACAUCAUUACCAUUACAAACAACACAUUCAUUAAUUUCUCCUACUGAAUCACGAUCACCAUCUAGUCAUUCAUGUGAUGAACAAUCAAAUUUAAAUAAAACAGAUACUAUUCAUACACGAUCUUAUCCUAGUAGUGGUUCAUGUGAUGGUACACAUCGUUGUUUAUUAUGGGCAUGUAAAACAUGUAAACGUAAAACAGUAACUGUUGAUCGACGAAAAGCAGCAACAGUACGUGAACGACGACGUUUAAGAAAAGUUAAUGAAGCAUUUGAAACAUUAAAAAAACGUACAUGUUCAAAUCCAACUCAACGAUUACCAAAAGUUGAAAUCUUACGUAAUGCUAUGGAAUAUAUUGAUAAUUUAGAAGAAUUAGUACGAUCUGCUGGAAUUAGUUCAAAAUUAUUUCGACAUGGUCUAGAUGAUCAAAAACCAAAUACUAAUGAAUUAUUACUAGCAAGAUCAUCAACAAUAAAUUAUAAUGAAACAUAUCAUAAUACACCAACAGAUUACAAUAGUAAUUCAACAAUAUCGUCUAUGUACGGAACAGCUGAUAAUUAUACUGAAACGAUAUUAGCACAUCGUACAAUAUCAAAUGUAUCAAGUCUUGAUUGUUUAUCAAUGAUUGUGGAAAGUAUUGAUCCAACUAAACUUAUGAAUUCAUCGAAUAGUACUAUUUCAAAUCAAUGUUGUUAA
Adineta steineri is the source of this 999-nucleotide messenger RNA. The record is from the annotation of a GenBank genome assembly. Lineage: Eukaryota; Metazoa; Rotifera; Eurotatoria; Adinetida; Adinetidae.